UAACUUCAGAGCAGUCGGAGUAUCAAGAGAAGUUGUCAUCACUUUAUCGCAAAUGCGCAUUUAUAAGAAUAUUUGUUUUUAAACUCACAAAAAGUAGACAUUAAUCCGAAUAUCCUGUUGCAAAUUAGUAUUUAAGAGAUGUAUAAAUCGAAUCAGGAACCGGAUAUACCCGCAGCAUUGGGUUUGUUGUCUCAUUUGGAUAACGAUGAGCUGAAGGAAUUAUUAAAUAAUGAUGGGAAAUUCGAAGAUAUCGUGAAAGAUAUAAAGCAGUUUAAGGAUCUUGAGACUGAGAAGGAGAUGUUAAUGGCAAGUAACAGAUCUUUAGCUGAAUUUAACUUGUCCAAGCAACCCGAAUUGGAAGAAGGUAAACAAGUUUUAAAGGAAUUGAGCGAACAGGCUAACCAAUUGUGUUCCAGUGUCAGGGAUAAAAUAGACAAAAUGCGUGAUAACUCUGGUACAAUGACUGUCGAUAUCGCACUUGAUCUACUACAAGCAGCAGCCGCUGAGAUUGAAGAAGAAUCAGAAGGGAUAGCGCAGAAAUUUCUAGCCGGUGAUAUUGAGGUAGACGUGUUCUUGGAUCAGUUUUUGUCACGAAGAAAAUUGAUGCACUUGCGUAAAGUAAAGGUAGAUAAACUACGAGAGAUAAUAAGGAAAGGGCAUUCGAGCAACACUCCUGGCUACCCAGCCACUUCAAAUUUCCCUGGACUAGUACCUUCCAUCCCGUAUCCAACUGGACCAGUAGCUAUGCCGAUGCCAUUGCCAGGAUUACCAGUUUAUAGACCAUAUUAAUGUAAAAAUGUAUCAUAUAUUUAUUUGUUUCUAUGAUGUUUCCUUGAUCAUAAGAUAUCUGAUGUUCUUUACAUAUUAUAUCUUUUGCACAUUAAUUUUUCACUAUUUUUAUAUUAGACGAUAUGUUAUA
Molecule: messenger RNA, 919 nt
Organism: Cyphomyrmex costatus
Lineage: Eukaryota; Metazoa; Arthropoda; Insecta; Hymenoptera; Formicidae
Gene: Vps37B
Product: vacuolar protein sorting 37B
Exons: 4
Coding region: 139-789 (216 amino acids)
Biological process (GO): ubiquitin-dependent protein catabolic process via the multivesicular body sorting pathway; protein targeting to vacuole; protein targeting to membrane
Cellular component (GO): ESCRT I complex
Source: RefSeq, a predicted model, not a curated record